AUGGUUGAAACCGUUGACAUUACCUCGCUUAACGCUGUGGCCGCGGGUACCAACAAGGCGACCCCCCGUAUCGUCGCUCUGGGGUUCGGGGGUAGAUUGAUGGGUACUUCCGACAUGGUCAAGGUGACUGCCGAGGAAAUCACUCAAACCAACGAAAUGGACAUCAAGAAUAAGGCUGGGUCGCAAUACUCUAAGGUGGUUCACCCUUCGGAGAAGCCCUGGUCGAUGUCCACCUUUGUGGAAAAGAUCAAUUGGUUGAACAUGAUUUUGGUUGCGGCAAUCCCCCUUUACGGUUUUGUUGAGUUGUUCCGCAUUCACUGGGAUCCCCGCACUGUGGUCCUUGGGUUCAUCCUUUACGUGUUCCUGGGUUUGUCGAUCACUGCCGGUUACCACCGGUUGUACGCUCACAAGGCUUACGAUGCCGCUCUCCCCGUGAGAAUGUUCUUUGCCUUCUUCGGUGCUGGUGCCAUUGAAGGGUCUAUCAAGUGGUGGGGCCACUCGCACCGGGUGCACCACCGUUACACUGACACUGCCCGUGACCCUUACGAUGCUCGUCAAGGUUUCUGGUACUCCCACAUGGGUUGGAUGUUGACCAAGCCUAACCCCAAGAACAAGGCUCGUGCCGACAUUUCUGACAUGAUGGCCGACCCUGUUGUUGUUUUCCAACACAAGCACUACAUGUACUUGAUGUUGUUUUCUGCCUUCAUCUUGCCUACCAUCAUUGCUGGCUUGGGCUGGGGUGAUUGGUACGGUGGUUUCAUCAUCGCUGGUGUGUUGAAGUCGUGCAUCAUCCAACAAGUGACUUUCUGUGUCAACUCGUUGGCCCACUGGAUUGGUGUGCAACCGUUCGACGACCGUCGUUCGCCCAGAGACCACGUGCUCACUGCUUUGGUUACUUUUGGUGAAGGUUACCACAACUUCCACCAUGAGUUCCCUUCGGACUACAGAAACGCUCUCAAGUGGUACCAAUACGACCCGACUAAGGUUGUCAUCUGGACGUUGUCGAAGGUUGGUCUUGCCUACAAUUUGAAGAUGUUCUCUCAAAACGCCAUUGAACAAGGUUUGGUUCAACAACAACAAAAGAAGUUGGACCGCAUGAAGGCUAAGUUGAACUGGGGUGCCACCGUUGACGAGUUGCCCGUGUGGACUCGUGACGAGUUUGACGCUCGCGCCAAGGACGAAGGUCUUUUGAUUAUUGGUGGUAUCAUUCACAAGGUCGGUCCUUUCAUUAACGAACACCCUGGUGGGAAGGCGUUGAUCAAGGCCACCAUCGGUAAGGAUGCCACUAAGGCCUUCUCGGGUGGUGUUUACUACCACUCCAACGCCGCUCACAACUUGUUGAAGUCAAUGAGAGUGGCUGUGAUCAAGGACGCCGAGGUGACCUCGAACACUUUUGAUGCCCAAAACUUCUUGGAACAAAAGGAGAAGGCAAACGCGACCAACUAA
Diutina rugosa is the source of this 1446-nucleotide messenger RNA. RefSeq names its product stearoyl-CoA 9-desaturase (gene OLE1). Gene Ontology annotation, biological process: unsaturated fatty acid biosynthetic process. Gene Ontology annotation, cellular component: endoplasmic reticulum membrane. The record is from RefSeq and is a predicted model, not a curated record. NCBI's taxonomy places the organism in Eukaryota, Fungi, Ascomycota, Pichiomycetes, Serinales, Debaryomycetaceae. The coding region runs from base 1 to 1446 and encodes 481 amino acids. The transcript has a single exon. Gene Ontology annotation, molecular function: heme binding; iron ion binding; stearoyl-CoA 9-desaturase activity.